Lates calcarifer (barramundi perch) is the source of this 4305-nucleotide messenger RNA. RefSeq names its product cysteinyl-tRNA synthetase 1 (gene cars1). The record is from RefSeq and is a predicted model, not a curated record. Gene Ontology annotation, cellular component: cytoplasm. Lineage: Eukaryota; Metazoa; Chordata; Actinopteri; Centropomidae. Gene Ontology annotation, biological process: cysteinyl-tRNA aminoacylation. The transcript is spliced from 23 exons. The coding region runs from base 117 to 2576 and encodes 819 amino acids. Gene Ontology annotation, molecular function: ATP binding; cysteine-tRNA ligase activity.
CCGCUCUCCGGUUCAAAAACUUUGGUUCCUAGGCCGGCUGCUAGCAUUUAAAGCACGAGUUCGCCUUCCGGACACGUUAUUGUUGCAUCAGCAUCCAACCAUUCAGCACUGUGGCAAUGUCGACCUCAGGAGAGCCAGCCUUUGAGUAUGGCUUCUUGCUACAGAUAAAAGAGGAGGCCACGCUGGCUGUGGCCCUGAAUGACUACCUAACCUCACGCAGCUACCUGGCUGGGUUCAGCCCCUCCCAGGCCGACCAGAAAGCCUUUAAGCUCCUCUGCAGGCCCCCAGAUCCACAACAUGUGCACGCUCUGCGCUGGUACAGACACAUAGCAGCCCUGCAGCAGGACCUCAGCUCUGAGAGCAGCAUGAAAGGAAAGCGGGUUCAGCCCUCAUGGUCUCCACCAGCAGGAACAGGCAUUCCCAAGCUUGUCCUCUACAACAGUCUGACCAGAGCAAAGGAGCCCUUUGUUCCCCAGAAAGGGAACAAAGUGACAUGGUACUGCUGUGGACCAACUGUGUAUGAUGCCUCACACAUGGGACAUGCCAGAUCCUACAUAUCUUUCGAUAUUCUGCGAAGGAUACUGAGGGACUACUUCAAGUAUGAUGUUCUCUAUUGUAUGAACAUCACUGACAUUGACGACAAAAUCAUUAAAAGGGCUCGGCAGAACUACCUCCUGGACCAGUACAAGGAGAAGCAGCCAAAUGCUGCUCAGAUACUGCAGGAUGUCCUGAGUGCCAGAGGGCCCUUUCAGGCCUAUUUGGCUUCGACCACAGACCCAGAUAAGAAGCAGAUGCUGGAAAGGCUGGACGCUGCUGUGACUGCUGCUCUGCAGCCUCUGCAGGCAGCAAUGGAGAACAAAGAUGAAGCAGCAGAUUCUCUGGCCCAGGUGCUGUUGGAGAGCUCCAAGGACCUACUGGCCGAGUGGUUGGACAGACAGUUUGGAAGUCAAGUCACAGAGAACUCCAUCUUCUCCACUCUCCCCAAAUACUGGGAGGGGGAGUACCAUAAAGACAUGGAAGCCCUGAAUGUCCUUCCCCCUGACGUCCUCACUCGGGUCAGUGAGUAUGUGCCUGAGAUUGUGGAGUUUGUGGAGAAGAUUGUCUCAAAUGGUUACGGGUAUGAAUCAAAUGGGUCUGUGUACUUCAACACAUCCAAGUUUGAUGCCUGUCCUCAGCACUCAUACGCUAAACUUGUGCCAGAGGCAGUCGGAGAUCAGAAAGCUUUACAAGAGGGAGAAGGUGACCUGAGCAUCUCUGCUGAAAGACUGAGUGAGAAAAAGUCCCAAAAUGACUUUGCCUUGUGGAAAGCCUCCAAGCCAGGAGAGCCUUCAUGGGAUUCUCCAUGGGGGAAGGGGAGGCCAGGAUGGCACAUUGAGUGUUCAGCCAUGGCUGGCUCUAUCCUGGGAGAGUCCAUGGACAUCCAUGGUGGUGGAUUUGACCUCCGGUUCCCCCAUCAUGACAACGAGCUGGCACAGUCUGAGGCUUAUUUUGAGAAUGAUCACUGGGUCAGAUACUUUCUGCACACUGGCCACCUGACCAUUGCAGGCUGCAAGAUGUCGAAAUCACUGAAGAAUUUCAUCACCAUUAAGGAUGCCUUGGCAAAGAACACAGCUCGCCAACUCCGUCUGGCUUUCUUAAUGCAUUCCUGGAAGGACACCCUGGACUACUCUUCCAACACAAUGGAGUCUGCCGUCCAGUAUGAGAAGUUCAUGAAUGAGUUCUUCCUGAAUGUCAAGGACAUACUGCGUGCUCCUACAGAUAUCACCGGUCAGUUUGAGAAGUGGGAGGCUGCAGAGGUGGAGCUCAACAAAGGUUUCUACGACAGGAAGUCAGCCGUCCAUGAGGCUCUGUGUGAUAACGUGGACACUCGCACCGCCAUGGAGGAGAUGAGAGUGCUGGUCAACCAGAGCAACACCUACAUCGCCAGCAGGAAGAACGCCAAACUGAGGCCCAACCGCAUGCUGGUGGAAAGCAUCGCUGUGUAUCUCACCAACAUGCUGAAGAUCUUUGGAGCUAUUGAAGGAUCAGAUGCUAUCGGUUUCCCCAUGGGAGGACAAGGUCAGAGUACAGAUCUGGAGAGCACAGUCAUGCCGUACCUCUCUGUGCUGUCUGACUUCAGAGAGAACGUCCGAAAGAUUGCCAGAGAGCAGAAAGUGACUGAGUUGCUGCAGCUCUGUGAUGUGGUCCGUGAUAAUACAUUACCGGAGCUUGGAGUCCGACUGGAGGAUCAUGAAGGCCUGCCCACAGUGGUGAAACUGGUGGACAAGGAGAUAUUGCUGAAGGAGAGAGAGGAGAAGAAGAAGAUGGAAGAAGAGAAGAAAAUGAAGAAGGAAGAGGCUGCCAGGAAGAAACAAGAACAGGAGAUGGCCAAACUUGAAAAGAUGAAGAUCCCCCCAAGUGAAAUGUUCCGCGCAGAAACUGACAAAUACUCCAAAUUUGACGAGCAGGGUUUCCCCACUCAUGAUGCUGAGGGGAAGGAGCUCAGCAAAGGACAUUCGAAGAAGCUGCGCAAGCUCUACGAAGCCCAGGAAAAAUUAUACACCGAGUAUCUGGAGAUGAACCAAAAUGGCAACUGAUUCUGUUCAGAAACAGUCCAGUCCAUCCACUCUUGCAGAAUAAAUGUUUAGGCCACAGAUGCCGGGUCAUUGUUUGUCUCCUGUACAUCUGUUUCAGAUCAGAAAACAAAAAAACUGCAAGUGAUUUUUAUAUUUUUAUUUUUUCAGUGAAUUAAUUUGAAUGAAUUUAAAAUGAGGGUUAAAGUUGACACUUCAAAACCAAACUCCAUGCAUCAUUUCUCAAAAUGGGGUGUAGAGAACGUGGAGAGAGUCACGUCUGAGGGCGACUGCUUUAUUUCUGUGUCGUCAUCCCCACACAACAGCAAAAACAUGGCAAUAAAUGACGUGAGGUUUUAAUGGUGUAACAGUGAAGCAGAGUGAGGACAAAUGUCAGCUUGAAGUGUUUUUAAAGGUUUUCAUUGAGGCUCUGUAUCACUGCUGUUAAAGGAUUAAAUCAUUUUUUACUGUGAUUUUACUGUAAUUUACAAAUUAACAGUGAAUCAAUAUUUAUGGAUUGGAAUUGGCUGAAGUUUAGUAUAGUUUCCAACAAACCAAGGAGAUUUAUUUGAACAGUCUAAAAUUCAAAGAUGGCUAACAGAAACAUCAACUUGUCACAUUUGAGAAACUGGGACCACUUAAUUAUUUUUUUAGCUUUCAUCAUUUUCAUUAUACAAAGUCAUCAUUCACCCUCUGUAGAGCUGCAUUUUUUUUACAUUUAUUUUUUCUUAAGAAUGUUGAUAUAUAUACACAAACGUUAGCAGCUGAAUAAAAUGAAUAAUCAUCGUUAUAUAAACAUCACCUUCAGUUACCUGUUGACGUGAACCUGCUGUACUCACUUUUUUACAGACUCUUAAAGUGCUAACUAAUACUGGCUGAGUGGAAAUAUAACAGAUAUCAAAUUAAAGUAACUGUUUUUUUUAUAUUUUCACACCACCUAAGUGAAGAUUUAUUGCUUGAUAUUUGAUGCAGUGCACAAAGAAAUCAGUAUGAUGCAGACAGGCUGUUGACUAAAUUUAUACAUUAAUGUAACUUGGCAGUAAAUCAUGGGCUGAACUUCAUCAGUCACCAAAGUGUUUUUGGUUCAUUCCUCAUUUACAGUUUUGUUAACUUCACUGGAUUUGUACAAUCUUCAAGAAUCAGGCCUUGAGUUAAUUUUAAGUUUUCAUACUGUAAUGAAUUACAUUGUCUCUCAACACUUUCUAACUUCCCUUUGUGUCUGUGGCUCUCAGCUCUGGGCCCAUUGGCUCACAUUGACGAUGUAAAACAGUUCUAAAAUUUAUAGGGGUUUUUUGUUUUGUUUUUUAACAGUUGAACAUUGUCAUCCUCAGACAGGAGGAAGUAGUGCAUUUCUGGGGGACUAUUUUCAGCAGAGGAUUAAUACACAUUUACUGCUCUGAUGGGUAUUUCAACAUCGGAGCUCUAUGGCACAAAAUUCGGCUAAUUCGGUCUUUUCAUGGGAUUUGUUGUCAAUAAGAAAAAUACAGAAGAUCUCCUUUAAAUCUGUGCAGCUGUUUUGUCAUCAUACUGGACGCAUAUAACUUCUUAAACGCUUUAUUAGUGUGGACUCCUGAGUGAAACCACAUGAAGAGGAGCUUUUUAUUACUCAGCCGUCCAUUAGGGUUGUUUAUAUCUGUACUGUUCAUGUAUUGCUGUUUCAUGGUGACAUGACACCAUGGCUGCAGCAAACACUUUACAGUGUGUGCUACUGAUGUGCUUUCAAGAAAUAAAAGUGGUCAAACAUUGUGUACUA